Molecule: messenger RNA, 733 nt
Organism: Spinacia oleracea (spinach)
Lineage: Eukaryota; Viridiplantae; Streptophyta; Magnoliopsida; Caryophyllales; Amaranthaceae
Exons: 4
Coding region: 95-484 (129 amino acids)
Biological process (GO): intracellular protein transport; endoplasmic reticulum to Golgi vesicle-mediated transport
Cellular component (GO): endoplasmic reticulum membrane; endoplasmic reticulum
Source: RefSeq, a predicted model, not a curated record
ACACUUAGCAAGUAAGGCAUCCGAUCGUGCUCGUAGUCAAAAACCAACAUCUCCCACCUACGAAGAAGAAAGAGAAAAUCAAAAUCAGGAGAAAAUGGGCUUACAAUGGAUGAUCCUCACCUACGCAGUUGCAGCAGAGGCCGCCAUUUUUCUUCUCAUCUCACUUCCUUCACCAAAGGUUCUCAAAACUCGUCUGGUUUCCUUAAUCUCUCUUAUCCUUCAGCCGUUAAUGUUCAUCGUCCCUUUCGCCGCUUUUCAGCUUCUCGAUAUUUACUGGAAGUAUGAGCACCGAUUGACGUGUACUUCUGAGAUCUGUACUGCCACUGAAAGAGAUCGCUAUGAGAAAUCGAUCUACAAAUCUCAGAGGAAUGUGCUGCUUUGUUCUGCAGCCUGUCUUCUCUACUGGUGCAUCUACCGCGUGUGCAAAUAUAACAAGGAUAUUGAAAACCUGGAAGAAGUUGAAAAGAGAUACAAGAAGCUGUAAAUUUCCUCGGCAUUCACUUUCGACAGCUAUGGAGAUUUGAAACUAGUACGGCUGUUUAAAGUCAGGAUACACUUGAGCUCAGUCAGGAUGACCUUCUUAUUGUCUUUCUUUGUGCUUUUUGUUGUUGCUGUUUAUAGUGUCUCUUAUACUAUGAAAACAAUCUAUGUGAACUCUGAAGACUGCUGGCAUGUUCGCCGGAACUUUCUGAGAAAUUAAGAUUAUUGGAGGUUCUUUAUUUAUUAUUGUCAA